CCUAAGCCACAUAUGGACGUGAGAAGAAACAUAGAAACCAAAAUCAUUUGGAGGAAACUAAGUUUGAAGAAGCUAGGAUUAAUGGAUUCAAAUGAGCGUAAAAAAGCAGCUAUGCAGCGAAAGUUGCAACAACUUCGAUCCGUCACAAAUUCCAGUGCUAUGAACAAGGCCUCAAUUAUUGUGGAUGCUACCAGAUACAUAGAGGAGUUGAAGCAAAAAGAGGAGGGAUUGAACUCAGAGAUUGAAGCAGCUGAAUCAUCAAUCUCCCAAGAUGAACUACCUAAGGUCACUGUAGAAACCCUAGAAAAGGGUUUCCUCAUUAAUGUGUUUUCAGAGAGGAAUUGCCCUGGGAUGCUUGUGGCAAUACUGGACGCCUUUGAAGAACUGGGUCUUGAUGUGCUCGAUGCUAGGGUUUCCUGUGAAGACACUUUCCAACUGGAAGCUGUUGGAGGAGAAAGCGAAGAAAAUGACAGCAUCGACGCGCAAGUGGUGAAGCAAGCAGUGCUUCAGGCAAUCAACAGCAUGGAUUAAAUAAUCCAAAAACAGAUGUGGGAAAAAACAAUAAAAAAUUAUAUCCUUUUUUUAAUCGUCAUUGUGAUAAAUGUAGAAGUUACAAUUCGUGUGAAAGAAUUUUUAAGUGUGAUGAUAGUGUAUAUAAUAUUAUUCAGUGAAAAUGUAAAGUACCUCUUCAAUGGUCCUUACACGAGAUGUGGCUUAUCAACAGCUUAUUCCUAGUUUAUGGAAAAGAAUGAAUGGACAGGGAUAUCUUAAUCUUCA
Molecule: messenger RNA, 777 nt
Organism: Lotus japonicus
Lineage: Eukaryota; Viridiplantae; Streptophyta; Magnoliopsida; Fabales; Fabaceae
Exons: 4
Coding region: 13-531 (172 amino acids)
Biological process (GO): regulation of DNA-templated transcription
Cellular component (GO): nucleus
Molecular function (GO): sequence-specific DNA binding; DNA-binding transcription factor activity; protein dimerization activity
Source: RefSeq, a predicted model, not a curated record